ACUGGGCACAGCAGUUGAAGAAAGCAAAGCUUCGGUCGUUUCCCUCCUUCGACCAUGGGGUCACUUUCGCUCCUUCCUUCUAUAAAAGGACGCAAGCAUUCUUCCGUCUCCUAGUCCUAUAAACGGACAGUUGAAUUUCAAAAACCUCUUUCAAGUUUAACAAUUCGGCGUUAUUUCUAGGGCUCAAAACUGACCAGAGGCCUGUACCCAGAAAAUGAGAAGCAGCUUUUCUUUUCUCGGAGCCCGAAUCUCCAUCUCCACUGUGUUAUAGGCCUCGAGCUUUCAAUUCCUUAGCUUUGUUUUGUUACUGGCGCUUUUUAUUUAUCUCUGCUUAUCUCUAAGGAUUCCAAAGCAAUGCCGACUUUUCCAGCAAUUGCUUUGGAAAGAUUACUGGAACCUAGUCCGCGAGAUCCUCCUAGAACCACCUCCCUCUCUCUCAAGCAAGACAACUGCAAUAACAAGAACGGGAACAGCAACGCUGACAGAACCAUCAAUGGCUCUGAUGCGAAGAAACCGCCCCCCAGGCAUAUCUACAUAACCCCUGCUCUGUACACGACUCCAGAGCCCGCUCCAAUUCCAGUUUCUUCUUCUGCUUCGAUUUCGCCUUCACCUUACGUUGUCAACCGGAAACGUCGUGAUCUCCGGGUUCCAGACGCCGUGAGUCGGCUUGAUGGGUUCGAAAUUCGGCAGAAGCCGAAAGAAGAGGGGGAUUCCGGUGGACUUGGUGGCGGCGGCAAAAGCAGCCUAGUGAAGCCCGUGGGUGAAGUGUCUAUUAAUGACCCACUUGUUGAAAUCGAAGAAGAAGGAGAAGAGAUGAAACAAGAAGGGUGUGAAAGUCUUACGAAUGUGGAGAUUGCUGCGGGUGUACAAGUAUUGGAUGAGGGGAGUGCUGCUGUGAGCAAUGAUGCUUGUGAUGAUUUCUUUGAUCCCCGAGAUUCGAUGAGUGUUGCAAGCUGUAGCGAAACGGAGGAUGUGCAACAACUUGCUGGGAGGCACACUCCAGUGGCUAACCAAAGCGUGUUUUAUGAUGCUGAUGAAGAAUUCUUCUCCGACGGAUCUAUUUCAAAUGCAUCUCCAUAUUUGUGCCGAAAUAUUGAGGCAGAACUGUGUGAUGCAAGGGUCAAUCUAUUUGAGGAGAUUGAGAGGCGGAAGAAAGCAGAGGAUGCUCUUUCUCAAAUGCGCAACCAGUGGCUGAGGAUUAGAAAACAUUUAUCACAAGCAGGUUUAUCAGUGCCUGUAAAUUUGGAUGCUGAAAAUAACAUGCAACUUGAGGUGGAUGUGGCAGAGCAGUUAUGUCAGGAAGUUGUUAUUGCAAGGUAUGUUUCGGAAGCAGUUGGAAGGGGUCAGGCUCGUGCUGAAACUGAAGCAAUUGCAGAGGCAUUGAUUAAAUCCAAGAACCAGGAAAUUUCUCGUCUGCAGGACAGAUUACAAUACUAUGAAACAGUUAAUCAUGAAAUGUCUCAGAGGAAUCAGGAAGAGAUAGCACGAAGGAAGCAGUACAGGAGAAAGAUGCAGCGGAGAUGGAUAUGGAGUUGCGUAGGCAUGUCCAUCAUCCUUGGAACUUCUAUGCUUGCUUACAAAUGCCUUCCGCACGCUAAGAAUCAUUUGGCACUGACCUUGAGUGACUUCUCUGAUUCUUCUCUAAACACAAAAAAACCUACCUGAGUUGUUCCUUUUCGUUUUGUGUUUGCCCUUUCAAUCGUAUCCUACCUACUCUGAUCUGAACACAAUUACGCCCCCAAGCUUUAUAUUGAAGCUGUGAUGCUUCCAAAAGAUUUCCUUAAGAUAUGAUGUACCGUGGGCAGAGAUGAACCAGAAUUUUUAAGGUUGUUUAGGACUUUAGAUGCUUAGACCUUUUCUGUUAGGGACUUGGGGCAUGGGAUUUUAGAAGUUGGUAUUGGUGGUAAUGUGAUACUAAUCCUUUGUAUUUUUUUUUUUUGUGGGGGGAGAGGGGGCGUUGUAAUAGGCAAAUAUUUCUGGGUUUGAGUAAAAAACCGAGUCGAUGAAUUUUUUAUGGGACAGGAGCUUCUAACCUUUUUUUUUUUCCUUUUUAGCACAUGAAAUCUUUAUCAUCUUUUUCUUGAAGAUAUCCUCUUUUUUACUUCUUUAUAAAACCUGUCAUAUGAUUAUGGUUAUUGUAAGCACAAAUUUAUAACAAAAGGGGAAAAACAGAAAAAGAAAUAAGAAGAGCGGUAUGUAUUCAUUCUUC
Messenger RNA from Nelumbo nucifera (sacred lotus), 2209 nucleotides. RefSeq lists its product as uncharacterized. Lineage: Eukaryota; Viridiplantae; Streptophyta; Magnoliopsida; Proteales; Nelumbonaceae. The record is from RefSeq and is a predicted model, not a curated record.